Colletotrichum abscissum is the source of this 372-nucleotide messenger RNA. RefSeq lists its product as uncharacterized. NCBI's taxonomy places the organism in Eukaryota, Fungi, Ascomycota, Sordariomycetes, Glomerellales, Glomerellaceae. The transcript has a single exon. The record is from RefSeq and is a predicted model, not a curated record. Bases 1 to 372 code for a protein of 123 amino acids.
AUGCAACCGUAUUCUCGACUAUCCAUCGACUCCUCCAGGCUCCUGCUAGGAAGAAAGGUCUCAGAGUCGUUGAGCAAGCAGGUGGCCGGAAGGAAGAAACAUGGGCAUUGCAUACGGGAAAAGAAAGGAGAAAGGGCAACGUACUGUGUAGACGCGCCCCCCGGAUUUAGACUGAUCACAACAGCGGCGGCAGCAAAAGUUUCGUGUGUGGCAUACGGAUACUGGCACGACUGGCGAGAAAGACUGGGUGGUGGUUUCCAGCCCAUCUGCCCUCCGGAUGCAAGUAUGCUUCGCAUAAUGUGUGUACCGUCGCCUGCUGUUGGCUCCGUUGGUGACAAUCCAGCAGCAGCAGCAGCAUGUAUCUAUCUGUAA